Molecule: messenger RNA, 1512 nt
Organism: Pectinophora gossypiella (pink bollworm)
Lineage: Eukaryota; Metazoa; Arthropoda; Insecta; Lepidoptera; Gelechiidae
Product: cyclin-dependent kinase-like 1
Exons: 9
Coding region: 342-1475 (377 amino acids)
Biological process (GO): protein phosphorylation
Cellular component (GO): nucleus
Molecular function (GO): cyclin-dependent protein serine/threonine kinase activity; ATP binding
Source: RefSeq, a predicted model, not a curated record
UGAAAAUUUUAGUUCAGCGUCCAGCCUAGACUUUACCCUACCACCGCGGUUGUCAUGUAUACAGAGCGACACAAACUGUAAACAAAACAACGAUCGAUAUUACUCCAACUACAACUAAAAGCUCCCAGGCUUUCAGAAAGAAAACAUCUCUGUUCUGUUAAACCGCCAUUUUUCACUUACAGCUGUUUUUACGACGUUUUCGCGCGUUUUUCGAUUUUGAAUUUCGAGUAUCCUACAGGCAAUGGUCGCGAAUUCAUUCGUUCAGGAACGCGAAUGAAGAAAUAUAGUUUUGUGUCGUGUAGAGUUCAGAUUUCAAACUGUGGAACAACGUGGCGUCCUGUAUGGAGAAAUGGUUCGGUGAUAAACGGCUGUGGUUAUUUGGGAACAACCUGCCACUGCUACCGAGGAGGUCCCGCGCGAGCAGCCGGGCGAUGGAGCGGUACGAGAAGUUGGCGAAACUUGGCGAGGGCUCGUACGGGCUGGUGUACAAGUGUCGCAACCGCGACACCGGAGAGAUCGUCGCCAUCAAGAAGUUUGUUGAGAACGAGGAUGACCCGCUCAUACGCAAGAUCGCGCUCCGGGAGAUACGCAUGCUCAAGAACCUGAAACAUCCGAACCUGGUGAACCUGAUCGAGGUGUUCCGGCGCAAGCGCAAGCUACACCUCGUGUUCGAGUACUGUGACCACACCGUGCUCCACGAGCUUGAGAAGUACCCCGCUGGCUGUCCAGACCUCCUGUCCAAGCAGAUCAUCUGGCAGACCCUUCAGGGUGUGGCGUACUGCCACCGCCACAACUGCAUCCACCGUGACGUGAAGCCGGAGAACAUCCUGCUGACCAGCGACGGCAUCGUCAAGCUCUGCGACUUCGGCUUCGCAAGGAUGAUCAGCCCAGGUCCCGGUGAGAGCUACACAGACUAUGUGGCCACCAGGUGGUACCGUGCGCCGGAGUUGCUGGUCGGAGACACAAUGUAUAGCACGCCAGUCGACGUAUGGGCUAUAGGAUGUGUAUUCGCGGAGCUGCUCUCAAGUGAGGCGCUGUGGCCGGGGAAGAGUGACCUGGACCAGUUGUACCUCAUCCGACGGACUCUCGGCGACCUACUGCCGCGGCACAUGACAAUAUUCUCGCAAAAUACAUUUUUUCAGGGCAUGGCUCUCCCUGAACCGACCACGUUGGAACCUCUGGAGAAGAAGAUUCCACAGCGAUACGCCAACAAUGAACUGAUUAUAGACUUUUUACAGAAAUGCCUGGACAAGGACCCUAUGAUGCGGUGGACCUGCGAGCAGCUGCUGAGGCACCCGAUCUUCGAGAACUUUCUGUUCACCGUGCCGCACUCCGACCACGAUGAGUUCGAGAAGGCCAAGAGGACGCAGGUACAGUCUUCGCCCUUGCUUCCACAACUGAUAGUGGAGCGCUCGCAGCCCGCGAAGGGCAAGAAGAUGGAUCUGGACGCCCGGAGCCACCUGCCCACCAUCUGACACGCGCCCCCCGCUCGCUCGCGGAUCCAUUGAUUAU